AUGGCGGCUUUUGAACAGGCCCAGCGUGGAAUCUGUACCAUUCCGGAGUGGUAUAACCGGACCGGGCCGAUUUAUCGUCAAUAUGCCUCUUUCAAGGAAAGGUUCGACGAUGUCGAUUUGGCCUUGAGGGAAUCCAAGGCAGCUUGCCGGUCCUUGUUCAACCUCAUCGAAUUUCCAGCCCGACUAGCAUGGAACCCGCUGAGGGAGAGCAAUAGAGGGGUCACGAACGCACUGCUGAACGAGCAGAAAAAUACCGUACAGGCCCUAGGAAUCCAGACGGAUGGCAAUGUCAUGCCCGACAAGAACAAAAAGCCGACAGCUAUGUUCCAGGAGAAAAGCGGGCGUAUCAAGAAGCGGCGGAACAAGUCGGAUCGAGCGAAAGUCGCGGAUCGAUUACUUGCGCCCAAUCCUGCAGCAGGCCCGGGACGAACUUCGCGGAGCAGGCCAAUUGAGGAUAUGGAAGAUUGGGAGGACGAAGACGAGGACGCUGGCAUGCCGACGAUCAGCCCCACGGUUGCCCCUGGCCAACAGAGCGCUUCGGACGACGCACUUGGCUUUGGCGUGUCCCGACCAGUGUUGGGAACGGCCCCGUUUGCAUACCAGCCGACGUAUCCUCCGGCGCCCUCCUACAUGACGGCACCAGGUCCCUACGCAGAGUUGGCGCCUUUCCCGAGCGCUGGCCUGGGGGGUUACUCGCCUCUGAUGGCCCCAAGUAUGGACCAGCCUGCGUAUGGAAACGAGGAGGCAGACCAUGCCGGGCCAGCUCUCGAGGCACAGGAGGGCGGCCGUGCAGUCGACGUAUUCCAGAAUGCCAAACUGUACGACUACUGA
This is a messenger RNA of Anthostomella pinea, 831 nucleotides long. Lineage: Eukaryota; Fungi; Ascomycota; Sordariomycetes; Xylariales; Xylariaceae. The record is from the annotation of a GenBank genome assembly.